This is a messenger RNA of Paramormyrops kingsleyae, 2845 nucleotides long. RefSeq names its product ubiquitin-fold modifier 1 (gene ufm1). Gene Ontology annotation, biological process: protein K69-linked ufmylation. Gene Ontology annotation, cellular component: cytoplasm; nucleus. The record is from RefSeq and is a predicted model, not a curated record. Lineage: Eukaryota; Metazoa; Chordata; Actinopteri; Osteoglossiformes; Mormyridae.
AUAUCUCACUCAAUAAAAUAUAUACGCGUUCAAAGUAAAAGUCGGGGUGUUAAGGUGACGUGUAUCAUAGCUGGUACUUUCCACUUCCUGGUUCAAGGAUCAAGGCGUGGAUUCGUGUUGGGGGUAACAGAAGCUAGAGAUUUUUGUCAGAAUGUCGAAAGUGACGUUUAAAAUAACGCUGACUUCGGACCCCCGGCUGCCUUAUAAAGUUUUGAGCGUCCCCGACAGCACGCCCUUCACUGCGGUGUUAAAGUUUGCUGCUGAGGAGUUUAAGGUGCCUCCAGCGACUAGCGCCAUCAUCACAAAUGAUGGCAUUGGGAUCAACCCGGCUCAGACAGCAGGAAACGUGUUUCUGAAGCAUGGUUCCGAGCUCCGGAUCAUUCCCAGGGAUCGAGUGGGUGCCUGGUGAUUGGCUGUACCAUGACCAAUCAGAAAACAGAGGAGAUGGGGCGGGGCUAGGUGGGGUAUGGAGGGGUGGGGCAGAUGGGCGUGGCUCAUAUCAGCUUUUAUGAAUGAGCUGUUUAUUUAUUGGUUUUCGUCGACCCUGAAAACAUGCACAUGGGAUGUAAACAGCAUCAGGAGGUUGUGACAUCACUCUUCCCUUUACCUGCCAAUUCCCGUGCUUCACCGAGUGGAUUCUGAGAGAGAAGGAUCUGGAACAUUGCUUACUGGACCUGUUAUCAGUGGUAAACUAGUCCCCCUGUGCCCUCUAACCUGUCCAAGAUGAAGAGACUCUCAUAACUGUGUAACGUCAGCCUACCAUCCCCCAGCAGUGGAGUUGGAUCCCUGCACUUUUUUGUUUUCAUCUAAGUGGACAUUGAAAGAGAUUUCAAUUAUACUUAAUUGGUUAUUUUUUGUUUCGCUUUUGUCUUUCUCUAUCAUUCACUGAAGUGUACUCUCUGCGCCACGUCUGUCUGUAAACAGCUGGUUUUAAGCCAAAAGGCAUUAAAUGUUAACACGAGCCUGACAGGUGAAACCGUCUGAGCGGCCAAAGUGUUUCAGUUGAUAGGGGCCAGCGGAUGCUGGUGGCUGCAGCUCUGCUCUCAUCGCCGUCCGCUUCAGCCCAAAAGCCCAGAUUCGUGAUAAACAUGUUCAGUGGACUCAAGAACAGAUGGAAAGCCGCAUUUAUUAAUUUUCAGUGCUUUGCCUCCGUUCUGCAUUCGGUCAUAUUCGAUCGCACCGAACAUGUUGUACUAAAACGAGACUUUCUGCCAAGACUACGGAAUGUACAGCUUUGGCAGCCCCAGUGCAUUGUGGGUCAGGCAUCAUCUCUCUUAAGCAGCCUCUGUGUGUGGUGUGUGUGUGUGUGUGUGUGUGUGUGUGUGUGUGUGUGUGUGUGCGUGCGCGCACGCACAUACGCUCAUCACAGCCAUCAACCUCUUACAUGCCCAAUCUUCACCAGAACUGCUACAAUGGCUUUUUGCCCGAGUGCUUUUCCUUCCGCCGCACUUAUCAAGCUCUCAGAGGUUUUGUGUUGUGUCAACCAGCCCCGAUAAAGAGGAGCGUGCCGAACAAGGACAAAGAGAAGGACGAGUGUCCGGCGAGCAGCGCUUCCCACACUGCAUUACACACCCCCACAGCCCCUCCCCAGUCAUAUCUCAGAGUGCUGCCGCUGUAAUGACCCUUUCAUCCUUUUUCCAUCAAAGAGCCCUCAGGCUGUUUCUGAGGAAGACGAGAGAGCAGCCUUUGUAGCUUCCUGGUAAAGUCUCGCCCCCCCUCAAGGGGGUUGCUACUUCCACCCAUCUUGCGGUUUUGUUUUUUUUUCUUCACUCAACAUCUAAUCAUUCCGAUUCAAUACUUCAAGUGACAUUUUGAAACACCUGGUCCUUCUGGUGAAAAUUUGGGCGCUAAUUGAAAUGUAUUCUCAAACCCAUGGGGCUCUGUCUCUCUGAUUUGUUUAGGGGGGGGGGGGGGGGUUGGCAUGGCAGUGUUGGGGGAGUUUCAUAGUGUGUAACAUUAUCAUAUAUAUACAAUAAAAGCAAAGUGGAGCGCUCUGCGGCCCGGAAGCAGGCCGGCCCGGUCUGGUUUGGAUGCCUCAUAAUGAGGUGUCAGUCACCGCGGUCCGACAUCCCGGCGUGGCCCCCCAGCGUGAUUGACAGGUUGCAGAAAGGAUAAUUAACUAGCAGCGUUUUCUGGGAAUCAGGAAAUGACUGGUUAGGGGGUUCAGCGUUCCCGUACCCUCCCUCUGAGGCGAUCGCUGUGUACCAGGAAAGAAGAAUUGCGUCUGUGAUACAGAAAAAUGCCCCCCCCCCCUUAGCCUUCCAGAGCUCAGUGACGUUAGAGGGGUCUCACGCAGGUCUGGCCCUGGACUGUAACAUAAACCUAAAUCUCAUACAUGUACACUAUGGCGAUCUGUAAGUUGUGAUCAGUCUUCUUCAGCUCCUCAUCUGCCCACAAACGGGCCACUUUCAAAUGAGGUUCCACACUUGAUUCACCCCUCAUCUGAAGUGACUGUCUCCUUGUUGUGUGAUGAUUAGGCUCUUCUUGCUGUCCCUCCCGUCCCUUACAUCCAUGGGGUUUCUGUUUGCUGACUGAUAACAUGGACCACUGGGCCGCUCAGCCAGACUAUACCAUUCAGUGAGCUUAGCACGGACGGCCACUCGUGCAGUGAUUCACGGUUUUUCAGACCAGUCUUUGGGGACUCUCAGAUGACCCACGGUUUUGGUCCUUCCCAACUCCCAGGGAAUUGGGAGAGAGCAAAAAACGUGGACCAUCUGGGGUCCCCGAGGACUGGUUUGAGAAACAUCGCAGUAAGUAACGGCGGGCGGCAAAGACGAUGUUCUGAACGUGAACUGUUUUACUGGAGUGAAAUCUAUUAAAGUCCCUAUAGGUGGAAACCUGAAAA